Messenger RNA from Akanthomyces muscarius, 255 nucleotides. RefSeq lists its product as uncharacterized. The record is from RefSeq and is a predicted model, not a curated record. The transcript is spliced from 2 exons. NCBI's taxonomy places the organism in Eukaryota, Fungi, Ascomycota, Sordariomycetes, Hypocreales, Cordycipitaceae. The coding region runs from base 1 to 255 and encodes 84 amino acids.
AUGAUACAGAAUGCUGGAGUACAGAGCGCCGUGCGAGCGUGCGACUCGACUUGUGCCGAUUUCCGCAGGAGGCUGGGCGAGUGGCCUCAACGCUCGACCGAGGACAGCAUCUCCUGGCGAGAUCACUUUUGCAUCGGCAUGUUCAAGGUGGCCAAGAUUCAAGCUUUCCGCCACCAGGUGGAACUAUGCAAGUCAACAAUUGCCGUGGCACUGGGAACUGCGAAUUGUAUCAUGACGGUGUCCGAUGAAAGUUGA